Drosophila takahashii is the source of this 2439-nucleotide messenger RNA. RefSeq lists its product as uncharacterized. Lineage: Eukaryota; Metazoa; Arthropoda; Insecta; Diptera; Drosophilidae. The record is from RefSeq and is a predicted model, not a curated record.
UCGUUAACACACCAACAGCACCUUCAAGCAAAAACCAAAAAAUAUACAGAAGAAUUUCCCCAAAGCAACAAACAGCAACAGUAGCAAAAUUAAAUACCCAAAAUAUAAAGCGAACAGAUAAAUGUAAAUAUAUAUUAAUCAUUUCCGAAACCAAAAAUACGAAAAUACCAGUUUUAAAGAGCUUGAAUAGUGUGUGUCGCCGAUUAAAAUAUAUAAAUCUGUUAAACAUAUUCAAUCAAACCACAUUUAAUUAAAUUGAAUGUCAACGUGCGUGUCUAGUGCAAAAAACCUAAAUCACUCGUCUUGUUGUUGUGGCCGUCGUCGCCUGUAACUUAAAACGAAAGCAAAGUUUGGGCAGCCAUGAAAACCCCUGACAUUGAUAACAAACUGCGCGUAUAAACUGCAAAGGGAAAUGAGCGCACAAGGAAAAGCCAUUGUGAAACUGUGAAAGUGUAAUCAAAUAAAUUCUCUCGCCGGAUAAUCCGAAUGGAAGAAUAGAGGUCAGCCGUGGAAGAUGUGCAUAAAAACCUGCGACGACAUCAAAUUCGGUGACAAUAGCGACGGAGGCCAUGAAGGUGAAAAGAAUAACGUCAUCCUCAGUAAAUCCAAUUCGGGCUACGAGCACUUCCGACUUCAACUGCAGCUGCAGGCCAAGCUAAAUAAGCAAAAGCACAAAGGCCGCAAAUUGCCCAACUUUAAGAUUCUCAUGUGUUGUUGCUACUUUAUCAUCAUAGUCUUGAUGAUAUGAAAACACAAGCAAAAGCUACCAUCCAAUGAAAAUUAAAUUCCAACCAUAAAUGCUUCAAUUAUAUAGAUAAAUGCAAACAUACUGAAACAAAACCACAAAACGUACCAGAAAUUAAUGUUCGACUAAACUCACAAACAAGAUCUCAUGCGAUUGGUGUCUAUAAUCUAAACCAUCAGUUACUUACAUACGUGUGUUACUACAAGUUAAAUAUAUUAAAAAUAGUUAAAUAUUUUUAAAUCCAGCUUAAAGGGAAAUAAUAAGCUAAUGUUUUUGUGUCUGUGCAAAGUGAAAUUGUUUGUCCAUAAUCAUUGAAAGGCAUAUGUUUAACUGCAAAGCAUUCAAUAAUUCAAGUAACCUGUAACAAACACCAGUACUCGGAAAUGAAAUCGACGAAUGGCUCCAGCAAAUGGCAUAAUUUAUGAAAAUAAUUCACACGUGAACCAUCGCCAGCACGAUCCCAUAUCAUUUUGCACACAGGCAUAGACACAGAAUCGGGCGGCGCUAAAAAUGCUGCGCUUUCUCAAGAACCGUUAGACCCGGCGUCUGCCCAGGCACCGUUAUUGAACCGCCCAUCUAUCAAUCUAUAUGUAUAUGCUUAGCUGUAUCUGUAUCUGUAUCUUCGUGUCAAGCGCUACUUAGCUUAUAAAUUGUAAUAUUUGUGUAUAUUCUGAAUAUGGAUUAGUCUUAAGUCUGGUUAUGCAUAAUAUGUUGUUCACAUGUUCCUUGCAGUAAAUCCGUCUCUAUACCUAAGUUAAGAUAAUGCUGUGCAAUGAGCAAGUAAGAGCGAGUUCAAAAUGGUAUCUCGACCAGAGGAAAAAAGCGCGAAAAUGUAGCAUAGUGAAGAUGAUUAGCUGAUUUAUUCUAUGGGUGUAUGUUUGCGUGCUUAAAAAAAUACAUAAAGUAAAGACACAAAACAGAGAGUAUUUACCAAAAAGAAAGUUCACUUCCAAGGCCAAGAACGAAUAAAACGAGCAGCUGCAGGAAUUCAUUAGAAGAUCAAAAACAAAUUCAGAGAAAGUAAGAUAAUAUGAAAUAUAUAUAUGUGUGUGGAUUUAGAAUUUAGACGCUUUUUGAUACCCCAAAUGGACAUUAGCUAGGCAAACGGCAGAAUAUGCAUUGAAAAUUUUAUAGACAACAACGCACCUUAGGCAGAACAAACAUACAUAUUAUACUCAAACCAAAUAAUUCGUUUAUAUUGUCAUAAUCCCACACGGAAAUCAAGCACAGCUCCAAACUAAAAAGAAAAACAUGUCGAUGGAUACACCCAGACAAUACGCCCAAAUGUAUGCAAUUUGAUUGUGCAGAUAGAAUAUUUUUUAAAUGUUUAUAAGCAGAGAUUGAAAUAUUUGUAAAACAUAUUUUAAUAGACACCGAAAACCAAAGGACAAACUUUUUGAAACAUAUUUUUUUAUAUACAACAGAGACAGGAGGACGACGGUAUAGUUGAACACUGCGAAUAUGCACAAAACAUAUAUAUUUCGGAUAACCCUAGCCUAAGUUAAAGUUGUUGUAACACUUUCCGUUUACAAGUUGACAAACAAAUUUACUUUCGAUGGUUUCACAACGAUUAUUUUGAGCCGUUUUUUGUAUGCCGUUCGGUUGAAGCUUAAGCAAGUAAUCCAAAGUACAAUCAUUUAUGUCAAACAGGACACAAGAACACACCAGAGAUAUAGGUAUUGGGCAGGACAAUU